Molecule: messenger RNA, 1793 nt
Organism: Lindgomyces ingoldianus
Lineage: Eukaryota; Fungi; Ascomycota; Dothideomycetes; Pleosporales; Lindgomycetaceae
Product: aldehyde dehydrogenase, allergen Cla h 10
Exons: 4
Coding region: 92-1582 (496 amino acids)
Molecular function (GO): aldehyde dehydrogenase (NAD+) activity
Source: RefSeq, a predicted model, not a curated record
AACUGGUCCUCCUUUAAGCUUUCUUUCUUCCUUUGACUUCAGCUCUUGGAUACCCCUCGAUUAAGUUCCUAGUUCACAUUUCACCGUCAAUAUGACUUCUGUCACACUCAAGACGCCGCAUUCCGGCGAGUACGAGCAGCCUACCGGCCUUUUCAUCAACAACGAGUGGGUCAAGGGCGUGGACGGCAAGACCUUUGAGGUCAUCAACCCCUCCGACGAGUCCGUCAUCUGCUCCGUCCAUGAAGCUACCGAGAAGGAUGUCGACAUUGCUGUCGCUGCUGCGCGGAAAGCCUUUGAGGGCCCGUGGAGGAAGGAGACUCCCGAGAACCGAGGAAAGCUCCUCGUAAAAUUGGCGGACCUGUUUGAGAAGAACAUUGACAUCCUCGCCGCGGCCGAGUCAUUGGACAAUGGCAAGGCCAUCACCAUGGCGAAGGGCGAUGUGGGCGCUUGCGCCGGUACCUUGAGGUAUUAUGGUGGUUGGUCAGACAAGAUCGAGGGUAAAGUUAUCGAGACAACGCAUGAUACCUUCAAUUAUACUCGCAAGGAGCCGAUUGGCGUUUGUGGUCAAAUUAUCCCCUGGAAUUUCCCUCUCCUUAUGUGGGCAUGGAAGAUUGGUCCCGCUGUCGCCUGUGGCAACACUGUCGUCAUGAAGACUGCUGAGCAGACUCCCCUCUCUGCCCUUAUCGCUUGCAACCUCGUGAAAGAGGCUGGCUUCCCCCCAGGUGUGAUCAACGUCAUCUCUGGUUUUGGUAAAGUCGCUGGAGCUGCCCUCUCUGCGCACAUGGAUGUUGACAAGAUUGCUUUCACUGGCUCUACCGUUGUCGGCCGCCAGGUCAUGAAGGCUGCUGCCGGCUCCAACCUGAAGAAGGUCACUCUCGAGCUCGGCGGUAAGAGCCCGAACAUUGUCUUCGACGACGCUGAUAUCGACAAUGCUAUCUCUUGGGUUAACUUCGGUAUCUACUUCAACCACGGCCAGUGCUGCUGUGCUGGAUCUCGUGUCUACGUCCAGGAGGGUAUCUACGACAAGUUCAUCCAGCGAUUCAAGGAGCGAGCGGCGAAGAAUGCUGUCGGUGACCCAUUCGACGAGACCACUUUCCAGGGUCCCCAAGUCUCGCAGGUUCAGUUUGACAGGAUCAUGAGCUACAUCGAGGCUGGUAAACAGGCCGGGGCCACCAUCGAGACCGGUGGCAAGCGCAAGGGCGACAAGGGCUUCUUCAUCGAACCCACCAUCUUCUCUAACGUCACCGAGGACAUGAAGAUCGUGCAAGAGGAAAUCUUUGGCCCUGUCUGCUCCAUCUCCAAGUUCAAGACCAAGGAAGAGGCCAUCGCCGUGGGCAACAACACGACCUACGGCCUCGCUGCCGCCGUCCACACCACCAACCUCAACACCGCCAUCGAGGUUUCCAACGCCCUCCGCGCAGGAACCGUCUGGGUCAACACGUACAAUGCCUUGCACCACCAGCUUCCGUUCGGUGGAUACAAGGAGUCUGGUAUUGGCCGUGAGCUGGGUGAGGCCGCGCUUGACAACUACACCCAGACGAAAACGGUGUCGAUUCGUCUUGGUGAUGCGCUUUUCGGUUAGACAAUGGAUGAGAUAUGUUAUCAUGUGCUACGAUAUGAAAUUGUGAAUUAAGAUACUCCCGUGAGGAGUAGAAGAAGAAGAAGCAGAAGCGAAAAGAAUGGAUGCAUGGAAAGUGCGAAGGUGAACCUGGAAACAAGGACAAUAUUCUCUCAUCGCAAUUGUAUAUAAUUAGCAGGCUUUGAUCGAGAAAUUGAAUUGAGUUGUAGUUGGC